AGAGGCCUCUCUAAUCCGUCCUCCAGGACUGAAAACAGGUUUUAUCCUCUCCAGAGCCCUGUGUUUUAACUUUGAUCUAGUCGUAAAUAUUGAUGUAGGCCGACAUUUACAGCUGGUUAUAAAAUGUUUGCACUGGUUCGAAUGAGUGGGCGACAAUGUCAAAAUGAGAGCUGCAAAGAAAACUGGAAAAAUGACAGAAGAGAUUCAGAUUUCUGUGUUUCUUCAGGUGUAUAUGAUUCCUAAAUGAGUCCUCAGGGUUUUUUAAUUGUUUGGCUGUUUUUUUUAUUGUUGUUGGGUUUUUCCUAUUAUAAAUUUAUUCAUGCAAAAUGUCAAUAAACUUUGUAAAUCCUUGUUUUUAUAAGUUUUAAACAAAUGAAAGUUAUUAUUAUUGUAUUUUAAGGUUUUAAAAACCUGCUCAAUCAAUCCAGACAUGAAAAGUUAUAAUAAUAAUAAUAAUACUAAUAAUAAAUUUUAUCUAUAACGCGCUUUUACAGGCACUCAAAGACGCCUUACAAAGAAAAAGAGGAAAUAAAAUAUUUAAAAAAAAAAACACAAUUUAAAAUACAGAAAAUUUUGAGAAAUAAAACCAACGAUUUAAAAGGUUAAAAAAAAAAGACACAAUAUGAGAAAACAAUAAAAGAACAGUUCACAGGUUAAAAGCCCAUUUAAAAAGUUGUGUUUUUAGGAGUGAUUUAAAAGCCAUAAUGAAAUAAUAAAAUAACAAUGAAAAGAAAAUCCAAAUCUUAACGUUCUGAGUAUUAUUAGACCCUCAUUUACCCCAGUCACUGAUUUUUUUCAUGUUUUUUGGCCUCACUGUGCAGGACCUUUUUAAGAUUGGCUGAUUAACAGGAUAAUGUCAUAAAUAACCACAAAAAGUACAAACUGCUGAUCUGUGAGUACUGACAAGGGAAUGUGGUUGUCUACUGGCUGCUAUGAAUCUCUUGCACUUGUCUGGUUUGUUCGUCUGCUGAUUUGCAUGUUAGGAUGGAUCAAACGGCAGGGUAACUGCGAACGGAAUUGCCCUUAGGGGAUAAACAAAGUUGUCUGAAUCUGAAACUGAUAUUUAAAUGUAACUUUCACCUCAUUUUAUUUACAUAAACUUUAAUUUAUUCGUAUAUUAAUGACAAGAAAACACACAGGGGAGAGUGGGGUAAGGCGAGCCAUUUUUCAUAUUUCAGAUCACUACAUCAAGUUAAUCAUAGUUUAGUCUCUUACUAGUGUAAACCAACAGAAUAAGUGUAAACAGAACUGUCUUUAUAAGUGGUCUCCUAUGGUCAACUUACCCCAUGUAUGGUGUAAGAUGACCAAACCCUCACCUCCUUCACCUUCUCUCUCCCUGAAUAACAGUCACUUCUUCACAUUCAUGUGUAUUUUUAUCUACUACGACUACUAUUAUGACUUUAUUAGUCCUCUAAGCUAAAAUGGUGGACUUUUAUGUUGGUUUUUGACCUCAUGUUGUUGCUCAUAGAAACCACAAUCGAUGUAUAAAACAACUUUUAAAUGUUUUUUUGUAAAUAAAUGUCAAACCCCUUCACCCAUGUGCUUCUAACCUUCACAGACUCCAUGAAUUGAUGCCCAUCUCCUAAAUAUUUGGUCACAUGAUCAAUUUCUUUUACCAUUUACAAGCAACAGGGAGUGGCUCAACUUACCCCACUCUCCCCUACAGAGGCACUCCAUCGCUUAAACUAGGACAAGCUACCACAACCAUUAUCAUCAUAAUACGGCUGCUACAUUAAUAAUAAUGAUAUGUAAUUGAAUACAUACCUUAUCAAUGAGCCGGACGAACUUGUCGUUCAGUCCCACCAUGUCGUCCUUCUCCCUGGACUUCCCGGUUCCGUCCGGGACCUUGUUGUUGUUGGUGGGCUGGCUCUUGGUGGGUCCCGUAGACCCGGGUGUGUAGGACUGACUGCUGUAAUCUUUCGCCUUAGACAUCCUGCUGCCUUGUAUCGUGAGUAGAUACACCUGAAAGCCGACCUGGAGAGCGGUGGAGGUACCUCCAACUCUCCUUCUUCAGCUGCUUUUAAGGAGGACGAGGACCACCGUCACCUCCCCACAACUCUGCACCUGUCCAAUGAGAAGAAGACAGGUGAGAUAUGACAGCGAGAAAAACACUGAAGUCAACAUGAAAAACUUGAAUUUCAGCUGGAGACCUGUUUCACCAGGAGUGGUGGUGGGCAGAGGGAGCCAAUGGCAUCUUUGGGGAGGAUUCAAGCGGAAACAGCAGGUAUAAAACCCACCUGUGCGCGCACUCUCAUCCAUCAGGUGACUCUCUUCUCUUCUUCACCUUCUCGCUCUUCAUCCAUCCAGCAGUCAUGCCUUCAAACACGUCCGCCAGCAUGUUCGGUGGAGCCGGAGGAAGGGGCUCCAGGGUCUCCGUGGCCAGCCUGGAGGGUCUGCGCAACGUGCUGCGCAACGAGACCGAGAAAGACUCCGCACCCGCCGCCGCUAAAGCCAAACCCGCCGCGGCCCCGGCUCCCGCCCCCGCCGCUCAGCCCGCAGCCCCCGGGGACGACAAGCAGACGCUGCGGGGUCUGAACGACAGGCUGUCCGGGUACCUGGGCAGGGUGAGGCAGCUGGAGAAGGAGAAUGGAGAUCUGCAGAAGCAGAUCGAUGAGAUCCUGGCGAAGAGGAAGGCUCCAGAGGGGCGAGACUGGGAUAAGGUGGAGAAACCUCUGGAUGACCUCAAGAAGCAGGUUCGUACCAUCAGACUUCUACUCGUUUUUAGCGGAUUGUAAUCAAGUCCAAUCACUUUUGGUGGUUUUUUGUUUGAUAGCUUGGCUUAAUUUCUAUAUUUACAUCCAUAAGUUUGUUAGAAGUGGUGAAAAAAGUUGGAUUUUUACCUCCAAACUAUGACACAAACUAUGUUUUUAUUGUCUAGAUUAAAGACCUCACUUUGGACAAUGCCAAGCUGCUGCUCCAGAUUGACAACACCAACCUGGCCAAUGAUGAUUUUAAGGAGAAGUGAGUUCAUGCAUCUGAAUAAGACAAAAAAAGUUUGUUUUGUAGUAUUUUUGUAAAUAAUUAUUGGGUUUUCGUCCAUCUGUGCAGGCUGGAGGAUGAGAAAAAGGCCCGUAAAGAGCUGGAAAAAGACGUGGAGGACUUGAAGAAGACUAUCGAGGACACCAAGCUGAACGUGAAGCAGACCCAGAAGGAGGUCGACCUGGUGAAGGAGGAGAUCAAACGCCUUGAGGAUGAGCACAAGGAGGUGAAGCUGAAGGCGAUAAAAUUGACUUAAAAUUGGAUAAAAUCAAAGAUAACAUGUUUCUGUGGUUCUCUUAGGAGGUGGACGCUUUGCGCGAGAAGAUAAAGGACUCCGUGGUGAGGGUGGAGAUCGACUCCCAGAACUCCAACCUGGCUGAGAUGCUCAACAAGAUCCGUGGCCAGUAUGAAAAGCUGGCCAAGAAGAACCUGAAGGAGACCGAGGACUGGUACCAGAGCAAAGUACGUGACCCAGCAGAACCAGAAAGCUUCAUUUCCUCUUGUAUUUUUCCAAACCUGACUUUCCUACUCGGGUUUUUCCCCUUUUCUCAGUUUGACCACAUCAAGGUGGAGGAGGCCCAAACCAACGAGGCCUUCAUCUCUGGAAAAACAGAGCUGAAGGAUCUGCUGAAACAGAAGCAAACUCUGGAAAUCAAGAUCCAGAGUAUGCACAGCAUGGUACGCUCACACACACACGAUAAUAACACAUAAUAACCACUUGAAAAACACUCUGACAGGAGCUGCGGUUGUUCUCUGUCGGAGCUGAAACCCUCGCAGGAAGCGUGCAUAACAAAAUAUUUACAAAUUUUUUCGUUUAUGGUGUCAGGAAUGUUAAUACCAGCCGGAGGGGUGUUAGUCUACCUGUCCUCUUCAUGAGCAUUCCUCACUGCCCUGUCAUUAGACUGUAAACCUGCACAAGCCAGACCCGCUCCGGCGAGGGGGCCACCCGGGUCUGCUCUUACGCAACAAAAUAAACAAUGAAUUUAAGAUUUUUACGCCUUUUUCACGAUUUGUUUCAGAACCACAAUCUGGAGGAAACCCUGAAAGCCUCCAAAAUCGAGUACGGUCAGCGCCUGGCCCCCCUCAACAAGCUGAUCAUGGACCUGCAGAGAGAGCUGAAGGAGGUGAGAGCGGAGGUGGAGCGCCUGGUGGAGAACAACAAGAACCUGCUGUGCGUCAAGAUGAAGCUGGAGGCGGAAAUCGACAACUACCAGCAGCUGAUUCUCGGCAUGACGGCUGAACCCGAGAGGUGAGGACGGUCAGAAAUACUUCGUUAUAUCGUUUUUGAUUUAGCGUCUUCUCGACUAACAGCCUGAAAACAAACUAAAAAACACUGAUAGUGCUUUAAAAGUAGCCAAGAACUAGCAUACUUAUCCUCCUCUUCUUCGACAGCUCGGACUUUUGUUUAGAGGACGCCCUAAGUAGCGGUAAGUCGUGGACAUGGAUGACUACGAAAUAACCAAUGACGCAUGUCAGCACUGACGCCUGAUUUAAGAGUUAAACUUGAAAACUAACACUUACUGUCACUUUAAGGAACGAGUUUGAGAAAUACUCUUACUUGCUUUCUUGCCAAGAGUGCGAGAAGACGAUUGACGCCACGGUGCGGCGAAAUAUUCGCUUUCAUGGACUUAUUUUUAUUAGAAGUGACUAAGCUAGCUUCCUAAAGGAGUGGUGUCGCCUUUUUACGAAGUUUGGAGCAACAAAGUAUUUAAGAGUAUUUCUCAAGAUGUCACUAAAUGUACUUUUAACGCUGCCCUCUGUAACUGCAUGGACCACAUUUUAACACCACAUGAUUCUGGCAAAGAAAGGGAUCACAAAAAAAAAAACAUAUUUAUUCACUUUUUGACUCAGAAAACAAAACAAAACUCAAAGAAGUGUUUAAAUAGAUCUCACUAAUCGGAUUCUUUUGUUUCCAGACCAGCAAAAGCCUAAAGAAAAAGUCCCCAAGCAGCAAGAAUCGGUGACAGAAGUAGACCUCGUGAAGCAGGAAAGUUCCCCCUCUCUUGAGUCGGCCUCCCCUAAAGCCCCUGAAGGAGACCCCGUGAAGUCCGAGGGAGCUGCUGCCGACAAAGCAGCGGCUCCCACCCCGCCAAACAACGGACCCACUGAAGAGAAAGCCCCGAAGAAAAACAAAAAGAAGAAAGAUUCUAGCUCCUCCUCUUCUUCUUCUUCUUCCUCCUCUUCUUCUUCAUCUUCCUCCUCCUCUUCCUCAGAGGACGAAGGGAAUAAAAAGGUGAAGAAAGAGGGCGAAGAGGCCAAAGCUUGAUCUUUCUGUUAGCUCACCUGAUGUGAGACGAUUGAGAUGUGAAUCCUAAAUGUGAAAAAUAAACGCAUCUAAAUUCAAA
This is a messenger RNA of Xyrichtys novacula (pearly razorfish), 5324 nucleotides long. The record is from the annotation of a GenBank genome assembly. Lineage: Eukaryota; Metazoa; Chordata; Actinopteri; Labriformes; Labridae.